UUUACCUAACGUGACUUCUUUUAAGCUGCAAGUUGCACCACUUUCAAACCACCUUUAGACCAUUUCUUCCAACUAGUCAGCUGUCUUUCUUUUUUGACGCCUAUAUUUUUACUUUUAUAUUAUGCGCCUUCGUUGAUUCUUUUGAGUCCGUGAAUAACAAAUUUCCCAAUCCAUACCUCCGAUACUACAUAUAGCAAGCCCCCCCUUGUCAUAUAUAUUUUUUAAAUUCCAGUCGAGACUCAACGCUCAACUACCAUAAACGACGAUGCUUUACUCGCUCGACAUAGUUUCGUUUGGCUCGACGUAAAAUGUUUCUUUCGAGCUUACUCGGUGCCUCGUCUGGACGGAGGGGUUCCUUUAAAUCAAGCAGGUCCAAGCAAUCCCAUCGUUCUCCUGAUGUCUCCCCGUCGCGUCCCCGAAACUUUACUUCCUCUGCUCCUGAGUAUCUUUCCGACGAGUCGCAAAUCCAGCCUGCUAGCCAACCGCCGCCAGAUGUACUCGAUCUAAACCAGAACCUCGAAAGGCUCGCUGCCCUCUUUCCCGAUAUCCAAGUCGAAGUCUUCAGAGAGAUGCUUGCAUCCUUUUCCGAAGAGUCGCGAUUAUUCAUCAUCACGGACAAGUUGUUAAAGAACCCUGGUGAAUUCGUUAAGGGGCGGCGGAGAGCUAGCGAGCAUACCGGCUCGGACUCGAACGCUCCAGUCUCGCGAACCGAGGCAUUCAGAACGGCGGAAUACAAGAAGGCAGUGCGUACUUUAGCGGCGCAAGAGUUUAAGGGUCUAUUAUCUAGAUCCUCGAUUGACGCAGUUUUAUCCGAGUUCAACUACUCGUAUCUCGACGCGCGACAGACCCUCGUGGACCUGUCUUCCAAGACGUGGAAGUUCACUAUAUCUUCCUUCUUCUUUCGUCGCAAGCCUGUGACUUCUGCCGAGGCCGAGACACAUCCCCUUAUCAUAUGGAAAUCCGCGGACGAUGGGUUGAUGGUCCCGACUUUAAAGGCAACUGGUAGUGCCGAAUUGGAUAGAGAGCUGUUUGAAGAGUUGAUAAUACCAUUGAAAGAACGCGAGCAACUACUGAGAGAGGAAAGGGACCGCGCUAUGGCCGUUUCCCUACUUACAGAGGACGCCGAAGCUCACGAAGCCAUGUUUGAGUGCAGUUGCUGUUAUUCGGAUGUGAUUUUCGAAGAGAUUACCACCUGUACUGCCGAAGGGCAUAUAGUUUGCUUUAACUGCGUACGCCAUUCCAUCACCGAAGCGGUUUUUGGGCAGGGAUGGCAACGUAGCAUCGAGAAGGAAACAGGUGCUCUUCGAUGCCCUGCUGUGGCGUCGGUAGAGUGCGAAAGCUGCGUAUCUCCCGAGCACAUACAUCGAGCUAUGCAAGGGGAGAAAAACGGAGAUGAGAUUAUACGCAAACUUGACCAACGACUAGCAGAGCAUGGUCUUUUGUCCAGUGGCUUGCCUUUGGUUCGAUGUCCCUUUUGCACCUACGCCGAAGUCGACGAUCUAUAUAUGCCAGCCAGCAUAUCCAGGCCCAGGAUUCGUGUCAGCAAUAUUCCAAACUUUAUCAUCAUCUUCAUUUGCUUGAUUAUAUCUCCUCUUUUAUUUCCCAUUCUCAUAUUAGCGUUAGCCUUUGCUAUUUUGUGCUUGAAUCGUUCGUUUAGGGAUUAUAUGUCUUGGCAAUUAGGAGCGGCCGUCAUAAGGUACCAGCGUCGCCGUCGCGGGUUAAAAUUCAACUGCCAGAAUCCAACCUGCCGACGUUCGUCUUGUUUAUCAUGUUCGAAGGCGUGGGUGGAUGUUCACGUCUGCCACGAGUCGUCUCUUGUCGCCCUACGUACUCAAGUGGAGCAGGCGAUGUCUAUGGCGAUCAAGCGUGUCUGCCCCCGAUGCAGCACCUCCUUCGUCAAGACAGCUGGAUGCAACAAACUGACCUGUCCCUGUGGCUAUAAGAUGUGCUAUGUCUGUCGCAAAAACAUUGGUACUCCAAAUGAGGGCUACCAGCAUUUUUGUCAACAUUUUAGGCCCGAGGGCGAUGGUCGACAAUGUGGCGAAUGUAGCAAGUGUAAUUUAUGGGAAGCUGAGAAUACCGAGGAAAUCCUUCGAAAAGCUAAGAUCGAAGCAGAACGGAAAUGGAGAGCAUCCGAGAGACGUGAACUGUCUGACGCGGAGAAGGCGUAUCUCGAAGAUGGUGUAGGCAGCUUUAGUCGAGACAAGAGUCUGGCAUGGCUGCUUCCGGGCGGUAAGGUCCCGAGCAUUGAAGAGUUCUGUGAUUUUAUUAUAGAGACCUUGUUUGUAUAGCGGAACGGAUCGGGUUGGGCACGGAGUUUUGGUAAAAAAGGAGCAUUAUCUGGUUAUCGACUGAACCUCUCUUUGAAGUCAAAUUUCGAAAGUGAACCUCGCAUUGGGAACGGGCGUAUGAGAAUAUAUCGGUCGUAUGGUAGGGAAAGGGAUAGGAGACCAUUUGUAUGUUAUACCCAUUAGUAGUAUCGUACAUGCAACUAUUUGUCACAGGCUACGGCCUCUAGUAACACUACUGUAUA
This is a messenger RNA of Daldinia loculata, 2533 nucleotides long. RefSeq lists its product as uncharacterized. The transcript has a single exon. The record is from RefSeq and is a predicted model, not a curated record. Bases 309 to 2291 code for a protein of 660 amino acids. NCBI's taxonomy places the organism in Eukaryota, Fungi, Ascomycota, Sordariomycetes, Xylariales, Hypoxylaceae.